AUGGCGUUGGAUUCAGAUGCUCGGAAAAUUUUUGACCUGAUACUGUUAGGGGAGGAUGUUUGCUUAGCGGUUAACGAGUCCAAUUCGUUCAAGGUGGAAUGUGGUGAGUUGGGGAAGCGACUCGAGGUUUACUUCAUGGCGGCUCAGGAUAUAGUCCGCAACCGAACGCAUCAAAACUUGUUUUGUAGACUCUUCACUAGCCGUAUUGCAACCGAUUUUCAAAAGCUCUUCCACGUUUUAGAUGCUUCUGUCACCGAUAUGGAGUGGGUCGUUAGCCUGUAUGAGCCCCAAAAUAGAGGGAGAUCAUGCUGUAAAACAGAUAAUAGUGUGUCGCCUACUGCUUUGGUCUGGUCUUGCAUUGCCAAUAUCGAAAUGGGGUCUAGUUUAGAUGAUCGAAUCGAGGCUUGUGAUCGUCUUGCAUCACUCGUUCGACAUAAAGAUGAGUAUAAGCACAUCAUUGUUGAAGGUGGGGUAGAUUCACUAAUGAAGCUUUUGAAGGAGAAUUGUCCCUUGGUUGCUCAUAUUGCUGCGGCUAAUACACUUUGCCUUUUAGCUAAUGAGGACAAUGAAGGAACUAUUAUGAAGGAAAUGGUUUCCACAUUCAUAAAAAGUUUAUCGAAAACAUCACCGAUAUCGAAACAAACGCAAGCUGCCGAUUUGGUUGCCAGCAUUGCAGAGCUUAACCCGGAAUCGAAACAACACGAUUUGAUUCGAGAGAACAUAAUAUGGCAGCUGGUGAUCUUGCUGUCAUCUGAACAAUCAACGCUCGAGUUGAAGAUUAGCUGUUCCAAGGCUUUAUGGAAGCUUGCUCAAGGGAGCGUUUCCAAUUGUCGGACUUUAACGGAAACGAAAGGAAUGCUAUGCUUAGCCACGUUAGUGGCAAAAGAACAAGGUGAACUACGGUAUAAUUGCAUAAUGAUCAUAAAGGAGAUCACAUCUAUUGCUGAAUCAGAUAAUGGUUUUCGAAGUUCCGCCUUCACGAGUUCUUCUCCAGCUGCAAAGGCGGUGGUUGACGAGCUAUUGAGGGUAAUCAAAGAGCUUGACGAUACAAAACUAAGAGUUCCUGCAAUUAAGUCAAUUGGUUCAUUGGCAAGGUCUUUCUUGGCCAGACAGAGUCGAGUGAUCGGUCCAUUGGUGGCUCGGCUGGGGAAUACAGAUCAAGAUGUUGCAAUGGAAGCUGCAAUUGCAUUGAAAAAAUUCGUUUCCACCGAUAAUUACCUUUGUUCGGAGCAUUCGAAGUCGAUAAUAGAAUUCGAAGGUGUACCAUUGUUGAUGAAGUUACUAAAUAGUGGGGAUAAAAGCACCCAUCCGCACGUAUUAGCAUUGAUAUGCUACCUUGCCCAACAUGACAGCAAUAGCAAUGUUUUGAUAAAAGCUGGAGCUUUAACUGCUCUUCAGACAAUAGAUCCCGAGGUCAUUACAGAAUAUAGAGAGCUAGAAACAUUGGUCCCUCACACAAUAUCCAAACUCCAAUCCUAUCUUACUGUGGAGCAGCAACAAACUGAGAGCUCAACGGGCAUCAAACAGUUUUUUACAAAACAGAGCAAAGCAGUUGUUGCCACUAUAGGAGGUCGAUUAAAGCUGCUGUACUAA
Molecule: messenger RNA, 1593 nt
Organism: Gossypium raimondii (Peruvian cotton)
Lineage: Eukaryota; Viridiplantae; Streptophyta; Magnoliopsida; Malvales; Malvaceae
Exons: 2
Coding region: 1-1593 (530 amino acids)
Molecular function (GO): protein binding
Source: RefSeq, a predicted model, not a curated record